Messenger RNA from Diorhabda sublineata, 2392 nucleotides. Its product is annotated as putative inorganic phosphate cotransporter. Bases 793 to 2289 code for a protein of 498 amino acids. NCBI's taxonomy places the organism in Eukaryota, Metazoa, Arthropoda, Insecta, Coleoptera, Chrysomelidae. The transcript is spliced from 10 exons. Gene Ontology annotation, cellular component: plasma membrane. Gene Ontology annotation, molecular function: transmembrane transporter activity. The record is from RefSeq and is a predicted model, not a curated record. Gene Ontology annotation, biological process: transmembrane transport; monoatomic anion transport.
GUCGUAAAUGUUUUGGGUAAUGAUUUAAUAAAUAAACAGACUUAAUAUAUAUUAAUGAAAACAUAAAUAAACAUGUACUUGAUGAAUGCAAUAAAAAAACAUAACAUAAAUUCGAAAACAACAUGAUACGUUGAGUCUCUGUCCGCCCCGUACAAAUUUUAUACAUUAUAGCUAUAAGUUCAGCAAUAAACUGACGUCAAUAUUCACCCUGUAUCAUCAAUUAUUCUUUUGAAAAAUAGUAAACUGAAAUAUCGAUGUGUUUUGAGAUUAUUUCACACAUUCACAGCAUUGUCAUUUAAUGUGGUACAUUCAAAUUGGAAUUAAAAUCACGUCAAAUAAGAAAAAAGAAAGAUUAGAUCUUAUCUUGAAUGGGUAAUCUCCAAAAUAAUUCUAACUGUAUUGGGUGAGAGGUGAUGCCAUAUAUUUUAUAUUUUAGCAUACACUUAAAAAAUUGAUGAAUUUCGCCAUAUAUUUUAUCCUCCGUCGUUAAACGUCGAGUACGUAGAUGUCUCUUUAGGUUAAAGAAUAACCAGAUAUCACACAAUGUCAAAUCAGGUGAAUAGAGUAGAUGUUCAAUGCCUGUUUUAUUAUUUUACGUAAAAAGUAAAUUGCCUGCAGUAUGUGACGAUGCAUUAUCGUGAUGCAACAAUAAUCCGCAAAUACUGACAGACUGAAGAGCAGCAGGUGGACAUUUUGUAAUGUACCAGUUUGAUGUAACUUUUAGAUGUCCGUGUUUGUGAAUUCAUACGAUUCAUAUGUGGUGAAAGGAAAGAAAAGGCAGAAUGCUAUACUAUGACUGAUAUGGAACAAAGAAGCAUUAAUAUGAAAAAAACAUCACUUGUAUUCGCAAACUCAAUGGAACAGAGCGAUGCGCAUAAUGCAGAAAAAAUCAUUAAUAAAGGACCUAUUUUGGGAAUGCGACAUGUACAGAUUGUCUUACUAUUCACAAUGCUGGCAUUUGGUUAUGCGAUGCGAGUAAACUUAUCAGUUGGUAUUGUUGCAAUGACCGAUAACACCACAUCACUUAAUCCUAUGGUACCUACUUACAACUGGACCAACAAAAGCAUUGUGUUAUCUUCUUUUUACUGGGGUUAUAUAUGUCUACAAAUAUUUGCGGGACAACUGGGAAAACUAUAUGGUACUAAGUGGUUGGCAUUUAUCGCCAUGGGUAUCAAUUCUACAGCAUGUAUAAUCAUCCCUUUUAUGGCAGAAGCUGCAGGAUCAUAUGGGGUCAUGGGAUGUAGAGUUGUGCAAGGAUUAUCUCAAGGUUUCUUCUUUCCUUCCGUCCAUAAUAUUUUAGGUCAAUGGGCACCUUUAGAAGAAAGAUCUACACUUGGCACGAUAGCAUUUGCAGGACCUUCUUUUGGAACAAUUGUAUCUUUAAUAGUAAGUGGAGCUUUGUCUUCUUCGUGGAUAGGAUGGCCCUCAGCUUUUUAUCUAUUCGGUGGAUUGGGAUAUGUGUGGAUGUUAGCUUGGAUCAUAUUAUCCGCCAACACACCAGCAACUCAUUCAAAGAUAUCCCGAGCAGAAAGAGAAUACAUUGAAAAGAGUCUCAGUGUAAAAGCAAAUGAAAAGAUAUUUCCAACGCCAUGGAAAGACAUAUUUACUUCACUUCCGGUGUGGGCAUUUAUUGUUGCUAUGUUUGGGCAAAAUUGGGGCUAUUCUACAUUACUUACAGAAAUUCCUAAUUACUUGAAUAAAAUUAUGAAUUUUGAUAUGCAUUCGAACAGUAUAUUGUCAGCUGCUCCGUACUUAGCAUCAUUUAUUUUAAGUUUUGUCUUUGGAGCGUUGUCAGAUUUUCUUAUAAAUCGAAACUUUAUUUCUCUAGAAAACGCAAGGAAACUAUUUAACUCAAUUGGAUUAAUUGUACCAGCUAUAGCUCUAGUAGUAUUAGGAUAUUUACCAGAGAAUCAAUCAGUACUUUCAGUAAUGAUGUUGAUAAUAGCAGUCGGCGUAAAUGCGGCUUGCUUCACCGGAUUCCAAAUAAAUCCAGUGGACCUUUCACCAAGAUUUUCUGGUGUACUUAUGGGUAUCGGUAAUGGAUCUUCCAAUAUUUUCUCCAUUAUAGCACCAUUAGUUGUACAAUUUGUUGUUGGAUCAAAUGAGGAAGAGAAGGCACUAUGGAGGACAAUUUUUAUCAUAGCAGCAUGUGUAUACGUAGUAUCAGGUAUUUUUUUCAUAAUUUUUGCAUCUGGUAAAGUUCAACCAUGGAAUGAUGAAGAAAAAGAAGAGAAUAGUUGUUUCCCUAGUAUUUUUUCAAGGAUAACUUGCUUAUGUACAAAAUUAUAAAUUAAUUUAAAAAUUUUUGCUCUUAAUUGUACUUAUAUAUACAUCUAAAAUUUGUAAAUUUUAAAUAUCUGUACAUAGUUCAAUAUAUAUUGUCGAAUUUUAA